AGUAGGCAAGUGUGCAGCUAGCUGGGACCAACAAACGAGCGGAAGCCAGAGGAUUAUCGGAUCGUUUCCCGAAUUCAGGGAAGUCUAGCGAAAUUUCAGAGACACAGGACUGCUGGGACUCCUCGCACGAUGUACGCGAUGACGCGGACCCUCCCGACUCCGCAAGCAAACCUCGGCGGCAAUGUAUGGCACGCUGAGAACGCAAAGAAGCCGAAAGUCGACAAUAAAUAUGCAUUUCUAGGGGUACAAACGGGUCCCGUCCUGGCGGGGCCCGGCGCUCUGAAAGACCAAGCCCAAGCUACCCUGGAAGCUAUCCGAAGCUACGAGCUCCCGGAAUUGACACCUGAACAGAAGGAGAUGGUCGAUCGAGCGAAGAAAUAUGCCACGGAGCAGAGCAUAAAGACCGUCAUCAUAAAACAGACCAUGGCGCAUACGCAGCAACAGCAGAAAUCCCUCCAGAGACACCAGGCCCUGGUCCUGAUGUGCCGUAUCUACGUCGGCAGCAUCAGCUUUGAGCUGAAGGAAGACGCGGUGCGCACGGCGUUCAAACCUUUCGGACCGGUAAAAGCCAUCAACAUGUCCUACGACACCAUCACUUCGAGACACAAAGGCUUCGCCUUCGUGGAAUUCGAGCUCCCCGAGGCCGCUCAACUGGCCUUGGAGCAAAUGAAUGGAGUUUUCAUGGGAGGCCGAAACAUCAAGGUCGGUCGUCCCUCGAACAUGCCUCAAGCGGCUCCGAUUCUCGAGCAAAUAAUGGAAGAGUCGAAAUCGUCGCCUCGCAUAUACAUUGCUUCGAUCCAUCAAGAUCUCAGUGAUGCCGACGUUCAUUCGGUGUUUGAAGCUUUCGGCAAGAUCAAAAGCUGUAAAUUGGCGCCCGGAAUGACGGCAGCAGAGAAACACCGUGAAUUCGGCUUCAUUGAAUACGAGACGAGUCAAGCCGCCGCUGACGCGAUCGCCUCUAUGAAUAUGUUCGAUCUUGGUGGCCAACUGGUACGCGUCGGUCGUGCGAUCACGCCACCUGACUGCGCUCUCAACACGCACGGAGUUCUUAUGCCCGCGGCCCCCGGAAUCGUUGGACCCCUGCCAACCGCUGCAGCCGUUGCCGCCGCAGCUGCCACGGCCAAAAUUCAAGCGAUGGAAGCGGUUCCUCCCCCUUCCCAAUCCAGUAAUUCCCCCAUUAGCAUUCCUGUCGCCCUCCCUCCGCCAGGAAUCGUGACCCUUGACGCAGAUGGAAAACCGAAGGUCCACCUCCCACCUCCGACUGUCAUUAACACUCUCCCACCGAUCGGUGUCGCUGUCCAUCCUCCAGCUCCGGCACCAGCUCCCGCUCCCGUUGCGAGCACGUCUCCUCCUCAACUGAAAAAGCCCUCCUUUGAGGAUCUUCUGGAGGAUGCGAAAGAACUGCCCUUAGCUCCUGUCGGGGACUCCGAAGAUCCUGAAGGCGACGUGGCUAUCAAAGGAGGAGGCGCCAGACUUGCCAUGAUGCGGAGACUUAUGCGAACCAAGACACGUGAACAGUGCGUCAUGAUCCUGAGGAACAUGGUUGGAGCAGACGAAGUAGACGAAGAUCUGGAGCCUGAAAUCAGCGAAGAAUGCGGGAAAUUCGGAAAGGUGCAAAAGGUUCUGAUCCACAUGGAGAGACACGGUGAAGAAGACGAUGCUUCGACGACUGAUGUGAAAAUUUUCGUCGAAUUCGGCUCUACCGCGGAAAUGCAUCAAGCGAUUCGAGCUUUGCACGGGCGAUUUUUCGGAGGCCGUCAAGUGAUCGCGGAGAUGUACGAUGUAUUCCUGUACGAUAACGGGAAUCUGUCAGCUUAGAAUGCGACGCAUCCGCUUACUGAUUCGAUCAGACGGCUCCGAGGACAAUGAGUUAUAACAAUUUUGUGAACCCGCCGAAUCCGUCUGAUUUUCACGCUAUGUUUCAAGCGGUAUGAUCUUGUCGCUCUCAUUGACAAGGAAGGCAAGUGUACUCUCGAGUAAUCGUUCUGGAAGCUAUCGGAUAUUAUCAGAAUCAAGCGGGAGUUUUUCCGCGAGGAGAGUUUUGUUGAGGGAUGUUGUAUUUGGAGGAGUGUCUCACGGUCAUCAGCCAGACCGUCGUCGUGAGCUAAUCUAAGGACCUAACGUAGUAGUAUUACUGAGCUGACAGCACCAGAGGGGACGUUGUGAAUGCGGUGGGAUCUUCAACGUA
Messenger RNA from Galendromus occidentalis (western predatory mite), 2188 nucleotides. It is a transcript of the gene hfp, whose product is annotated as Poly(U)-binding-splicing factor hfp. The record is from RefSeq and is a predicted model, not a curated record. The transcript is spliced from 7 exons. Bases 130 to 1818 code for a protein of 562 amino acids. NCBI's taxonomy places the organism in Eukaryota, Metazoa, Arthropoda, Arachnida, Mesostigmata, Phytoseiidae. Gene Ontology annotation, biological process: regulation of alternative mRNA splicing, via spliceosome; mRNA splice site recognition; alternative mRNA splicing, via spliceosome. Gene Ontology annotation, molecular function: RNA binding. Gene Ontology annotation, cellular component: precatalytic spliceosome; catalytic step 2 spliceosome.